Messenger RNA from Talaromyces proteolyticus, 1965 nucleotides. Its product is annotated as proline-rich protein. The record is from RefSeq and is a predicted model, not a curated record. The coding region runs from base 1 to 1965 and encodes 654 amino acids. The transcript is spliced from 2 exons. Lineage: Eukaryota; Fungi; Ascomycota; Eurotiomycetes; Eurotiales; Trichocomaceae.
AUGACUGCUAGCGCUCAAUUCCAGCUCUUCCCCUCACCAGCAAAGAACAAAAAGAAUCCAUUCCAGAAUAUGUCUAGCAGAGAAAAACCAAAAGACAACUCCCCGGUCAGUCCUGUGUCUUCGACGGCCUCCAAAGCAGGCAUCAAGACAGAGUCAGUGAUCAUUCAAAUCAUCGAGGACACGAAUACAGACGCCGUCCAACAACAGCCAAAACACUAUGCUGCCGGGGUUGCUGGAAACUCGCCAGAGAAUAUGCGCACACAGGACAUUGAGGUGAUGAGACAAGAUGAGCGACCAGACUCUGCAUUUUCACAUGACGAUUCAAGGCUACACCCCAGCAAUGAGCGGCUGCCUCGCAACAGGUCGCCUAUUUCUCCUGGACAGCCUAUUCGAUCCAUGUUCCCACAGUACAAUCCCAACGUACCGCUAAAUGAACAGCAAUAUUUCCCACAGAACGGGAAUCUGAACAGUACUACCCAGCCAAGUGGUAGCUCGUCAACUGCAGCAAGGCUCCCACCAGCGGAUGUCGAUGUUCUGUUGGGGCCGAAAACCGUGCCGGCGAGCGUGCUCAAUUUCCCUUCCGACGAGCUCAGUCCGCGAGUACAGUACUCGACCGCAGAGGACUUGCUUACAUUAUGGGAAUCUGCAAACGGACAGGAACUGCAAGAGUCACUAGGAACUUUCAACAUGCGCGUCGAGAGAACCGACACUGCUACUUUCACCUUUGGCGAUCCUCUCUUGCCAUUCUACACUCUACAAGCAAGCCCUAAUGGACUCUCUAUUAUGAGAAACCACCCGCUCAAGUCAAACAGGGGUGUGCAUGUCAUGUCACUUUUAUUCGAAGACCCCGCUCGUCGGCAGCCGCCUCAUGAUGGGUUGGUCACUGUCAUUUUCUCCAAGCUUGCUUCUAUGCUUGCAGUGGAGCAGGCAAAAGAGCUCACACGACAACACCGUCUUGCCCCAUCAGAGGCUGUUGAAGUCGAAACACACGCAGUCAACCGCGCUGCAGCCCAAGAGUCCUGUCGCUUGAUCUGGAACGCCAACCAGAACCGCUACGAGUUGCAACAUCCGUCACUCCUCAAACAACACUCUCCAUUCCUAGUUGGUGAAGAUGGGAAUCCCCUCUCGCGCGUCCAGACCAUGAAACCAGGUAUCCUGCAUAUCUCUGUAUCCCCGUCGCCCGACAGCGAUAGCGUCCAACCACCCACUAUUGUCGUCACAAGCCCAACUCCACCCAACAGCGUGCGAGCCGCCGACACUGCAGCGACCCCUCGCACGUCAACCCUACCCCAGCCAGACCAUGACGAGCUUCUGGCCUGGUUCGAUCUCGGCACAAUGAGUCUGUCCAUAUGUGCCGGAUUAACCACGGCGAUCAUCCCAUCGCUCUACGCCAUCGACUCACUGGUCGCAGCCAUUCUAACUGUUGCAGUCACCGAUCCAGCCACAAACCCAAUCCUCGCCAACGCAGACCUUUACGUUCCAAGCCUGGGCACCCCGCGAACACCCGGAAAUACGAAUCGAAAGACUCGUCUACGCAACUCCCUCGCAUCAACUGCACAGAAAACUCAAGCAACAUUUAGCGGGAAGCUAUUCGCUACGCUGGCCGAACGCGAAGAAGCAGAAGAGGAAGCCAAAUUAAUGGCCCAGAUCCGCACCACGGAAGCAAAGGAGAGGUCCAAGAAGAAGAAAAAGGAGAAGAGUAAAGGCGGGUUCUCUCUUUUCCGGAAAAAGGAUAAAGCGAAAUCGAAGCAAAUCGUGGUUGAGGAAUUCGAUCUUGAGAAAUACAGCCAGUUUGGUAGAGGGUCUACUAGGGAGGGAGAACAGCUUCCAGGAACCGCUAGGGCGUUGGUUAGCAUGUUGGUUUUUGGAUUACAGUUGGUAGUGACUAUCUUGUCGGCAGGAGUCAAGUGUGCGGUUUGGAUGGUGGUGAAUGUGACGAGAUGCGUUACGAGUGAGAAAUUCUGA